ACUAUCAACAGCAUUGUCGAUCGACAGUCCGUGCAAGGUACUCCUUACUACGGUCGUACGAUAACGAUUUAGUGCGUUUAUCUGAGUCUUAGUGGUCUCGUGUUUCGCGUUACUAGAAGACAAAACCAAGCAAAAUGCAAUCCGGUCUAUUGUUAUUCGCAGUAGCCUUCGUGGCGGUCGCCAGUGGAAGUGCCGUGUACCCAGUGCAUCACGCACCGGUGACCACCCAAUACCACUCUCAAGACGAGUUGGGACAGUACGCGUACGGUUACUCCGGUGGCCCGUCGUCCAAGCACGAACAGCGCACAGCUGACGGCGUGACCAGCGGCGGUUACUCGUACGUGGAUGCCAACGGCCUGGUUCAGUCCCUGGCCUACGUGUCCGACCCGGUCAACGGUUUCCGCGUGAGCGGCACCAACCUGCCCGCCGACUCCAACACCGUCCACCACGCCGCCUUGCCGGUCGUCCGCCACGCCGAAGUUCCGGUCGUCCAUCACGCCGAAGUGCCAGUGCACCACUGGGCGCCACAUCCAGCCGAGCCGAUCGUCGUCAAGAGCCCGUCGUACCUUGUGCCCGCCGUUCACCCGCUGAUCAAGCUCGCCCAGCCGCUGACGCCCGCCAGCACGGUUAACGUGCACUACCCCGAGCACGCCGUCGUCCUAGCCGCCCGCAAGAAGCGUAGCGCUGGACUCUACUCGCACCCACUGGUUUCCGGUUACACCGCCGCCCCCGCUCCCGCGCACAUCGUCACCGUCAAGCACACCGAAUUCACCGCCCCACCAGCCCCGAUCGUCCACCACUUGGCACCUGCCCCAGCCCCGUACUACUUGGCCGCCGCCCCCGCACCGGCUCCGGUCGCCACUUCCUACACCAGCGUCGUCCGCCACCACGAACCCGCCGUAGUGCCCGCACCGGUGCUCGCUUACGCCGCCCCGGCCCCACACGUCUACGCCGCACCGGCCCCACACGUAUACGCCGCACCGGCCCCACACGUGUACGCCGCACCGGCCCCACACGUUUACGCCGCCCCGGCCGUAGCGGUCGCUCCGGCCAAGAGCCAGUUCCACUCGCAAGACGAACACGGCCAGUACACUUACGGUUACACCGACGGAUCGUCCGCCAAGACUGAGACGCGUUACGCUGACGGCGAGACCAAAGGAAGCUACUCGUACGUGGACGACCAAGGCGCAGUCCAGGCUGUCCACUAUUCCGCUGGCGCUGACGGUUUCAAAGCCGCGGGAACCAACAUUCCAGUUCACCACGUCUGAUCGAACACCGCCCGACUCCCUCGCUGAUCGAGUAAAAUUACCUACCCGCAUUGUACACUCCAUUGCAUAGUCUUUCCUUCUUUUUCUAUACGUUUAAAUGUAUAAAUAUAUAAAUAAUAAACAUUUUUUUAUAUCGA
Rhopalosiphum maidis (corn leaf aphid) is the source of this 1405-nucleotide messenger RNA. Its product is annotated as extensin-1-like. Gene Ontology annotation, cellular component: chitin-based extracellular matrix. The coding region runs from base 135 to 1268 and encodes 377 amino acids. The record is from RefSeq and is a predicted model, not a curated record. Lineage: Eukaryota; Metazoa; Arthropoda; Insecta; Hemiptera; Aphididae. Gene Ontology annotation, molecular function: structural constituent of chitin-based larval cuticle. The transcript is spliced from 2 exons.